GACACACUACAAGUACUUUCUCCCUACCACCACCGCACGCCGCUGUGCGCGCCACGACACCAUGUCUGCCGCCGUCAAGGCCACCGCAUCCGACGUGGAGAAGGCCGAGACGCAUAUUGUGGCGCGCGAGCGCGCCGCUUCCAAUGCUGUCGAAGUCCGGCCACCCGUUGCCGCCGGUGAAGCCGUGUCUAAUGGUGUCGUGCCGACGGCAGGCGGAUCAGUGUCUCCAGCACAAUCGGAAGACGAUGAUGACAUCCACAGUAUUAGCACUGAAUUGUAUGAGAUCAUUUUGGAGUCGGAGGGAUAUGCACACAUUCAGGAUGAUAAUACAGUCUGCACUCCGGAGGAAAGGCGAGCAUAUCAGAAACGCCUCCACGAGGUGGGUGUCGAUCAAUUUAUCAGGGAGACCAUAAGUGCGGAAACGAUCACGGCACGGAAGCUCUGUACUGCGUUCGGGGUAUCAAUUCCCGUCUUCAUGGAAGGGUACCCGGACCACGCCUUCUAUCGCUUGCUAGGACUAGCGAUCAACCGGGAGAUAAACAAGCGUCGUACAUUGGAACAGUACAAGACUAUCGAUGAUGCGGCUAUGCUUCUGAAGAAAUCGCAGAAUAUCAUCGUCAUCACUGGGGCGGGUAUAUCGACAAGCCUAGGCAUUCCCGACUUCAGGUCCAAGAACACUGGAUUCUACUCGAGGUUGCGAGAGCUAGGCUAUCAAGAACCAGAGGAAGUCUUUGACAUACACCUCUUCGACCAGGAUCCUACCAUCUUCUACAGGCUGGCGGGCAACAUCCUCCCUGACUUGGAAAAAUGGUCGCCUACACAUGAGUUCAUCCGGCUUCUCCAGGACAAGGGGAAGCUGCUGACCAACUACACUCAAAACAUCGACAACGUAGAAGCGCAUGCUGGCAUCCGCAAGGAAAAGCUGAUCCAGUGCCAUGGCUCCUGGGCGACCGCGACAUGCCGGAAAUGCAAGUACAAGAUCCCCGGUGAAGAGCUUUUCCCGGCCAUCAAGGCUCAAACGCCCGCGGAAUGCGAGAAGUGCAUCAUAGCUCUUGCUGAGCAGAACCCCGGUUUGAAGCGGAAGCGGGUUUCCAACGGGAAGAAGAAGCGACGCAACGCUGGUGAAUUCGACUCGGAUUCCGAUGAGGCGUACGAUAUUCCGCAGCCGGGCAUCAUGAAACCGGACAUCACCUUCUUCGGCGAGGCGCUUCCCAAGGAAUUCUUCCACCGGUUAGAGAACGAGGAUAGGAAGAAGGUGGAUCUCGUGAUCGUGAUGGGUACCAGUAUGAAAGUUGCACCGGUAUCGGAGAUUCCCAACUUCUUCCCCAAAGAUGUCCCUCACAUCUAUAUCAACCGAGAUCCUGUCAAUCACAUCAACUUCGACAUCACUCUCCUCGGCGACUGCGACACCAUUGUCGCCGAACUUGCUCGACGAGCCGGCUGGGAACUGAAGCACAGGAUGCUUCCUGAAGAGCAAAAAGUCGACAUUGUUCCCGUUGGCGAAGACGGCCACGUGCAUAGUGUUAAGGUUCGACAGCCGGAGUCCAACGCCACAUAAGUCUCUAUGAAUUUUUCCUUGCAGCAUAUAUAUAUCCAGGCGUUGAGGCGGCAUUCGUGGGUUCAGUGUAUUCAUGCAUGGGUUGCCAGUCAUGAGAAGGGGGAUACCUGGGUGUAUGAGUUUCAUGCGAUACCCGAGUGUUUAAGUGGGUUUUGGAUGUUGUGUUGGUUCAUGGCGUCUUGAGGGCAUAUGGUAAUGGCAUGUCGAUGAGUAUGAUAUAGGGUACUCCUUUAGAGUAGUACAUAUGGCGGUAUAACAAUCUUUGUGAUAUGAUGGC
Molecule: messenger RNA, 1835 nt
Organism: Westerdykella ornata
Lineage: Eukaryota; Fungi; Ascomycota; Dothideomycetes; Pleosporales; Sporormiaceae
Product: NAD-dependent histone deacetylase SIR2
Exons: 2
Coding region: 62-1558 (498 amino acids)
Molecular function (GO): NAD+ binding
Source: RefSeq, a predicted model, not a curated record